Messenger RNA from Lactuca sativa (garden lettuce), 1360 nucleotides. The record is from RefSeq and is a predicted model, not a curated record. NCBI's taxonomy places the organism in Eukaryota, Viridiplantae, Streptophyta, Magnoliopsida, Asterales, Asteraceae.
AUGAUAAUAAACUUUCUGUUUGUAUUAUACUAUUAUUAUACACUGAUAUUGGUUGUUGAAAUUCUUGAACUGUAUAGACGGCUAUACGAAGAGUACUUAGCUGUGCCUGUGGUGAAAGGGAAAAAAAGUGAGAUGGAGAAGUUUGCCGGUGGACUUUAUACCACCAGUGUUGAGGCGUUUAUUCCACAUAGUGGGCGUGGUGUACAAGGUGCGACUUCCCACUGCUUAGGCCAGAAUUUUGCAAAAAUGUUUGAAAUAAAAUUCGAAGAUGAAAAGGGAGAAAAAGCCAUGGUUUGGCAGAAUUCUUGGGCAUAUAGUACUCGAACAAUAGGGGUGAUGGUGAUGGUUCAUGGUGAUGAUAAAGGACUGGUGUUGCCUCCUAAAGUUGCGGGAGUACAAGUGAUUGUGAUUCAUUUGCCUUACAGUGAUGCCGACGUUGAUGCAUUAGUGAAUGCAAGUUUGGAGACUGUGAAAGCUUUAUGUGAUGUAGGAAUUCGUGCUGAAGCUGACUUAAGGGAGAAUUAUAAACCAGGUUGGAAGUAUGCUCAUUGGGAAAUGAAAGGUGUUCCUUUGAGGAUUGAAAUUGGACCCAGGGACAUUGCUAAAAAUCAGUUGCACUAAUUACGAUAAAAUAAUGUGUUUGUUUUCACUUUUCAGGUGUGUGUGGCUCGUCGUGACAAUGGAAAAAAAAUUGAUAUUCCAAUGGAUGAUUUGGUUGAUAAAGUAAAGGGUUUGUUGGAUGAUGUUCAACAAAACAUGUUUGAAGUCGCUAAGCAAAAACGAGAUGCUUGUGUUCAAGUUAUAAAAACUUGGGAUGAGUUUAUCGUUGCAUUAGCCCAAAAGAAAUUGAUUUUGGCUCCAUGGUGUGAUGAAGAGGAAGUCGAGAAAGAUGUGAAAACAAAGACAAAAGGGGAGACAGGAGCAGCUAAGACACUUUGUUCUCCAUUUGAGCAGCCCGAGCUGCCCAAAGGUACAUUGUGCUUUGCGUCAGGAAAACCUGCCAAGAAAUGGACGUACUGGGGACGAAGCUAUUAACAAUAUUAAGAAUUUGGUUUUCUUGUUAAUAUAGCAGAAACUAUUGAGGAAUUAUGACGUUUUUUUGUGUUUAAGAUUUUGCAAAAUUCACACACCAAUAUAUAUUAUAGAGGCAAAAAAUUUCCUAUAGGAGACAAUCUGUGUUCUAGACUGCCUUUGGCAUCAUAUGCUCAAACUGUGUUGUGCAUUGUGUAAAGAGGAUGUGGUUCAUGCUGGUCCCAACUAGCCUAGUUUGUUUCCGGUGCACAUCACUUGCAACCUUUGAUCACUUGUUCCUCACAACCAUUAUAAGUGUCAUAGUGGUGUUGAGAUCGAUCCAAUCUAA